This is a messenger RNA of Pelobates fuscus (common spadefoot toad), 2713 nucleotides long. It is a transcript of the gene GPR149, whose product is annotated as G protein-coupled receptor 149. Gene Ontology annotation, cellular component: plasma membrane; neuron projection. The record is from RefSeq and is a predicted model, not a curated record. Lineage: Eukaryota; Metazoa; Chordata; Amphibia; Anura; Pelobatidae. The transcript is spliced from 4 exons. The coding region runs from base 424 to 2616 and encodes 730 amino acids. Gene Ontology annotation, molecular function: neuropeptide binding; G protein-coupled receptor activity. Gene Ontology annotation, biological process: neuropeptide signaling pathway.
ACACAGCAAGCAUGCUUUGAAUGUAUCUCAGCACAUAUCGCAACUCCGAUCCUAGUCAGGACAGGACAAUGCAUUCUUCAAAAGCUCUAAGUAUUUUUUCUGGACGCACAGCUUUAGCUUUAAAAGGUGGAUUGUAAAUUUGCAAAGACAACCUGUAUUCAUUUUAUUUUUUUUAAAACAUGAAGUGAUACAUGAAGAUGGUCUUGUCAUUUGAUUGCAUCCUUUCAGUGUUUGGGAUGUAGUUCAAGUCACUGGGGAUGUUUCCUUGAGCGAGAAAGCAGAAGCUUUAAAGACACCGAGCGGAAAAGUUUGCAGUCAGUGGAUUUGUAUCACAACAAUGACAAGUCAAAGUGGAACAAAUGGCUUCUUUACUUUAUAUUCAACUAAUGCUAUGAAGUACUAGGAAGAGCUUUCUAGACGUAAAUGAUGUCUGUGUCACCAACAAUUCUGUAUUUAAAUGGAACUAGGUUUAAUUCAGAUCAUGACACAGUGGACGUCCCAAAACCACCUUAUGCGUUCAAUGCACUUCUCUUUUGGCUGACACUGAGUUUGGUACUGACUGUCUUAGUAGGUAGCAUCUUUUCAAUGGUGUCCUUAAUGAAGAUGAAGAGCAAGUCCACUCUCUCUGUGCUGGUGACUUCCUUAUCAGUGGAUGACUUAGUGAGCGUGGCACCUGUGUCAAUCUUCUUGCUUAAGCAAUGGACGAGCCAGUCCCUUUCCCAGCCCAUGUGCAGUACCGCAGCUUUUCUCUACCUAUUUCAUGGACUCUCAAGCAAUUUAAAGGCAUCGACCAUUAUCUUCUACAACUUCUGCACAGCUAACAAAUCCAGACAUUGGGAAACUACCGAAGUGCCACUGAAAAUAUCCUGGGCAAUCCUAACUAUAUGGGUCCUUAGUCUGUUAAUUAGUUCUCUGCCUUUAUUUGGCUGGGGCACAUUCGCUGCUACAUCUUGGGGAUGUCUUUUGGACUACAGGAGUUCAUACAUUUUGUUUUUGUUUGCUUUGUAUUGUCUGUGCUUCUGUAUACUAACAGUCCUCUCUGUCCCACUAACCCACCAGUUGCUGUGCUCAGACAGCCAAAAUCAACUACCUUACGUGAAUUAUAGAGAUAUUGCUAAGGGCUAUCUGACUCCAAGUACACCUCUGGACAGCAAUGCUUCAUCUAUGUCUCCCGAUAAUACUGUGUCCAAAUCCUUGAAGAAUGUCAGUGAGAAAUGUGUGAGCUCCGAGGCAGUGUUUAGAAGGAGCCAGGCUGAAGGAAGUGUGGAUGAUCAGAACUGCACAAACAGUGGAAGCAGGAGCAUCACCAUACGCUUUGCACAGAAGCGUUAUUCAUUGAUUCUUGCUUUAACUAAAGUCAUUCUUUGGCUUCCAAUCAUGAUACAAAUGGUUAUCCAUCACAUUCUUGGCUUUCAGAGCCUUUCUUUCGAGACAUUAAGUUUUCUCCUGACUUUGCUGGCUGCUACCAUUUCUCCGUUGUUUGUUCUGUCUGAGCGCUGGAGCCAUCUGCCAUGUGGCUGUAUAAUUAACUGCAAGAGGAAUGCAUACAUAAUGUCAUCAGAAGAACACCAAACUAAAAGAAGAAGAUUUGACUUCAAUCUGUCAUUUAACAAAGGUUAUGGGAUUUAUAAAAUAUCACAGGAAAACCAUGCUACCCAAGAAAACUCUAUAUCAUACCAUAACUUGAUUAAUUAUGACUGUGAAAACACCAAUGAAAUUCGAGGCGAAAGAAUCCUUAAUUCAGCCCUAUUAGAUUUUAGCACCAUAAGUUUCCAGGACAGUGCGAUGCUUACAGAUGUGAGUAAGCUCAAACUGCUUAACACAGAGAUAAGAGGUGACCAGAGUAAAGACAAAGAUAUUGGACGUCUACUUUCUGAAAAAAUUGGGGCAUUAAAAAAGGAAGAUGUCAGACACUUUGAUAAGUCAACAUUUUAUGAAGGGCAGGAGAGAAGAUUGUCCCAUGAAGAAGGUCGGAAGCCAGAGCUCACAGAUUGGGAGUGGUGUAGGAGUAAGUCCGAACGAACUCCUCGACAAGUCACACACAAGCGUUCUGGAGGAGCAUUAGCUAUACCACUCUGUGCUUUUCAAGGGACAGUAUCUCUUCAUGCACCUACUGGAAAAACCCUUUCUUUAUCUACAUAUGAGGUAAGCAGUGAGGGUCAAAGAAUUACACCAACAUCUAAAAAGAUAGAGGUAUAUCGAUCAAAGAGUGUUGGACAUGAGCCAAGCAAGGAAGAUUCUCCCACUCAAUUUCCAGACACCAAUGUGAAGAUCCAUUUAGAAGUUCUAGAAAUUUGUGACAACGAAGAGGCUAUGGACACAGUGUCAAUAAUCAGCAAUAUAAGCCAAUCUUCGACUCAAGCCAGGUCUCCAUCUCUACGCUACUCGCGCAAGGAGAAUCGAUUUGUUUCAUGUGAUCUGGGAGAAACUGCUUCAUAUUCCCUCUUCAUUCCAACAAACAAUCCUGACACUGACAUUAACAUUUCAAUCCCAGACACAGUUGAGGCUCACAGACAGAACAGCAAGAAACAACAUGUGGAGAGAGACAGCUAUCAAGAAGAGAUACAGUUGUUAAACAGAGCUUACCGGAAGCGGGAAGGGGAAGAAGAUAGCUAAAGAAUAGAUAAUCAAUUAUAAUGAAGGCAUUUUCUUUGAAUUUAAUUAAGCUUUAUCCCUGAUUUGCAUUGCUACACACAUAUUUCAAUGUCUUUUU